UCGUUCAGGAAUAUACCAGGAUGUGUUUUUCUGAGAUAGAGAUGAAUAUUUUGGUCGCUCUAUGCGAUGAUUAUGGGAAGAGUUGAUAGUCUAUCAUUAAAUGUGUCUUAUUUAGCUUUUAGCUUAUGGAUGAAAGAAUUCACAGUUCACUUUAUACAUGAUUGGACACCAGGGUUUAAAUUUGACCAAGGCCCAGUUUGGAAGUCUCCAAUAGCUAUCUACUGAUAAGUUCUAUCUGUUGAGAGUUACAUACUUAAUUUUCUCUUGCAAACGAACGAUCUUCGCCAAGAAGUAAAGAUUGUUACCGAUCUUAGGAUGAUUCAAAGUUGCUAGGAUAAAUUCAAAAUAGUUGCAGAAUUCAGGAUGCUUUCGAUAUAACUUCGUAAAAAUUUAUACAGACCGAUAUAGCCUGAAACAGUCAGAUGCAGUUCUUUAUCUAUCACAGAGGAAUCUAUAAAUAGAAAGACUUCACAAGAUCUCUCUUUCGUUGUGAAAUUCAAACAUGUUUAAGGACGCCCUCUGAUCACGCUCGUAGCUCUCUCAAUUUGUUCGUGCCUGCCCUUAAAACAAUCCCGCUCACUGUAAUCCAUAAAGUGCCACACAUGGAUUUUCUCCGACGAGCAAACACAAAACCAAAAAAAAAAAAUUCUCCCGCCACCGAGAUCCGUCGGGAGGUUUUAACGCGAAAGUCGCGUGCAGUAAAAUUAGAAUCGGAAGUGCACACGGGGAAAAAAGGGACGCAUUUGAAAAAAAAAAAACAUACACGGUAAGAUUCUUUACUCGCGUAGCCUGCCCAAGCAUAAGUAAGUCUGUCCCCUCCCGGCACACAUAAACAUUACUAGCACACACACGCGCGCGCGCGCUCACAGAAGCUAAUAAAGCCAGCCGGGGAAACGGAAUGGCGACAAAGACGAUCACGGUGAUCUUGCGACGCUUCUCACUUUCAGUCGAUCCCCAAACACAGGAACACGGUACGGUACGGUAUUAGUGUUAGUGAUGUGCGCUGUUGGGCAGUCCGAUUUGACGAUCCGAACGCCAACUGGCAACCAUCGGGACAAGGAUCUCGUCGUCUGUGUCGUGCGGUUUGUUUUGAUCCCGAUUUGAGUCAGUUGUGUUCGGUGUGUCGUAAGGGUAACUGCUGCUCCGUUUCGUGGCUCGUGUAACAAUAUCUAAAUUGCGUUCUACAGUAGUGAGUGGAAAAUAAUAAUCGUGUAAAGUGCGUGUGUGUGUAUUUUUUGAUGAAUAUGUGUGCGUGCGUGUGAGUGUUUUUUUCUCGGAAAGGUGGAAAAGCGCCUUUGCCUCCGUGUGCACAGGAUGUGAAUUGUUGGCCGCGGUAAGAAAAAUAAUCGGAAAACUCCCUAAAGGAUUUAGUGUUACAAGAAGAAGAAAACAGUCACAAACACUCACACUCACACUCAGACAGGGAUGGUUUUGCUUGCGGCCGGUUUGCUUGGUUUGCUGCCGUGGGCAGCGAGAAACCCUGCAUCCCUUGCACCCUCAGUGCCGUGUGCCCACCCAAAGAAACGAUAACGCAAAGAAGAGGGCCCAAGGAGGUGAGUUUUAUGCAAUCGCACAGGAUGUGCUGUGCGGGUUCCUGCAAGCUGUCCAACGCGUAAAAAUGGCCGUCGGGAUAAUGGUUGGCGGACGGCCCGGCACACUGAACGAGGGUGGAUCAUUGGGGUGAUGCUGUACACCGCACCAUGUGGCCAAGUGUGUGAAAAAAAACAUCAACUGUGAACCUGUGAGUGAGUGAAGCCUACUGAGUCGCAAGGAUCUCCUGUACAGUACUUUAACUUCAAACUCUUCAGCCCUGUCGUCAGGCUUAAAAGGGAGGUCUGUUAUUCUCUUCGAUUUUUUUUUGGGAAACCUAAUCAGAGCACGCAAUAAUGUACGUGAAACGAUUUUCCGUGCGAGAAACGGCGGCAAAUGGGCGCUGGAAUGAGAAGCGGAUGUCGUAACACUGGUCCAUCACCAACCACCAGUCGGGAUACCGAUGGGACCGGACCCAACCAGAGCCAGAGCUAAAGACGCUUGAAACGGUUGCAUUUUUAGCUAGAAAAAAAGUGACAUGUGACAAAACAUUAAACAGAAGCCCCGGAAAAAGGUUAAAGGUAAAAGUGAGCAGAAAGAAACCGCGACGGCGACGACGUAAAUUCAAUCUUGGAGUGUACGGUGAAAGAUUUGCAGUCGGCCGGCCGCAGCCCUUUUCUUGCGGUGUGUUUGCACGUACGCAGCCGAAAGCAAGGUCGCACGGAGCUGCCUGAGCGGAUGGAUGUGUGUGCGUGCGUGAGAAAGCAGCGAUGCUCAAGCGAACGAGAUGAGCGAGAGCGAGAGUGAGAGAAUAGCAGCUUCGCCCUCUUGCUCCUGUCGUCCUGUGUGCGUGUUUAUUACGCCGAGUUACGGGGGGAAAAAAUUUGUUGGGAAGCUGCAUACGUCGGGAUGGGUGAAAAUAAUAAAUGCCAAACUCGGCUAAUUGGCUAGAAAAAGAUACAUCCAAGUGUCCGCGUGUGUGUGUGUGUGUGGAUGAGUGUACAACAAAAAACGUUUCAACUUUAACACCACCGUUCUGUGAGACGGGAUGGAUAUCGGAAGAACAACAAACAACCUGCCGCACAGUGAGUUUAGCGGGCGGUGUAGACUUUUCACGGAUGCGCAUCCACGCAAGAUGGCGCCGACCGUGAGUGAAAGCCGUGGAAAGGUGUGUUCGCGCGUUCGUACGCGCGUACGGUCGCCGGUGUUGGGGACGCUGCUGACGGUCGUGCUAGUGGCGUUCUUUGCCCCGUGCCCAGUCCGGGGCCAGCGUCCGCUCGGGAACUCGACCUUCGGUGCGGCACACAACUCGUCCGGUGUUAUUAACGUGCAUCCGGUGCUGACGACCAGUACCACCUCGACCGAACCGCCCGCCCACUCCAUCUAUCCUGGGGCGGCGUUCGACGAAUCGUUCGAGGACGAUAGUUCCGAUCUGGACGAGCACGAUCAUGAUGAGCACGACCAGCACCAGCACCACCACCACCACAACAACCAUCAGGAGCAGGGUGGUGGACAUAGUAGUGGCGCUGGAGGUAUCGGUACCUUUCCCCAGCCGAACGAAGUGAAUGCUGGGGCGAGUCGGAAUGGUGGGCACGAUGGUGCACCGAUCGGUUCCCGGCAACCGGGUAGUCGGCUGAUCAACCCAUAUUUUCCAACGCCCGCCUCCACGCAGAGUGGUUCGAAGACGACGGAACCACAGAACGGGCGUCGGCCGUUUAAUCCGGCCCGUCCGGGACGGGGGCGCAAAACGUCACCAAUCAACGAACUGCGCAAGCUGAGCAAGAUCUCGACCACCAACAUGAACGGGCUCGAUUCGGGCGGUGAGCCUAUUUCGUACGGAUCGACAACACAUAGACGUGGCCAGACGGUACACCAUGGCAGUGGGGCGAAUGCGUACGGGCAGGAGAAUGCGGGUGAGCGAACGGCUGGAAGUGAUGGUGGUGGUACGGCGGAAGGAACGGACACGAGAGGAAGCACCGUGCCGCAACAGCAGGAAGGUGGCCGUGGCCGGGGUGCGGCAGACCAUGGGAACCGUGGCCGGUCUGAUGCGGGUCGUGGUCAUGGAGUACUGAUGCAAUCGCCAGGUUACUACACGGUCGGAUCAUCCUACAACCGGCAAGGCGAUGAUCCGCUGCGGACGUUACGGGCACGUUACAAUGAAGAGCGGUACCACAACUCUGUCACCGACCAGGGCUCCGAGAUGGACGAGAUACUGGGCAUGAAGUGUAACUUCGAGUCGGAGUGUGCGUGGACGUGGGACGAAAACGAUCAGCACGGAUUCCAGGUGGUUUCGGGGGUGAAUCUAACGGAAUCGAACCGGACGGGGCUGAUGCCGGGCCCGGGUGCCGAUCCGGCCCACAACGCCAACGGACAUUUUCUGCACCUGCGACUCACGCAAGACAGCCAACCGCAAAUACUCACCUCGCCGGUGUUUGGUGCGACGAAGGAGAACUGCUAUCUGGAGGUGUUUACGCACCAGAGCGCAAUGCAUCACGGCAGCAUACGCAUCGUGAUUGAGACGAUAGGGAAUCAGGAGUCGAGCUGGGUGCCGGCCGAAAUCAUGGGCAACGAUCUGCGCCGCUGGCAGAUCAACACGUUCCGCAUCGAUCGCAUCUCGAAGGACUUUAAGGUGCUGUUCGAGGUGGUACCGAACAAGCUGGGCGGGCAGGCCCGUGGGCACGUGAGCGUGGAUAACUUGCGGAUGGUAAAUUGCUUCCCGGACUCGAUCAGCACCAACAACUGUAGCUACUCGCAGGUGCAAUGCACGGCCAGUAAGGUUCCCGUGUGCAUCAAAACACCAAAGAUCUGUGACAUCACAGUGGACUGCGAUGAUAGUGAGGACGAGACGUUAAACUGCGACAAAAUUCCCUUCGGAGGACGCUGUGACUUCGAGUCGGGUUGGUGUGGAUGGCAGAACUAUGGCAACGUUAUCCUGUCGUGGGCGAGACACUCUGGUCCAACGCCGACCGAGAAAACGGGCCCGGAUAUGGAUCACACGCACGAGAACUCGAACGUUACCGGGUACUACAUGUUUGUCAACAUGAACCAGCAUGCGAACGAUAGUGAGAAGAAAUCGUUGGUUGGAUUGGCCAGUAACGCGAUCAUGAACAGUGUCGUCUUUAAUCCACCACCGUUGGUGCAUACGAAUGCUAGCUCACCGUAUAGGAACUCCUGUGUGGUUCGCUUCUACGUCCACCAGUACGGGAUGAACCCGGGCAGCAUAAAUCUGUCCAGUGUGGAGAUCCGUGAGAAGGAAAACUUCACCACCACACUCUGGUGGAGCUCGAAGAAUCUUGGUGAAGAUUGGGUACGGGUGGACAUUAUCCUGCCGAACAUUACCACCAAGUACUAUCUCCAGUUCGAGGCCCGUAUGGGAAUGCGCAUCUUUUCCGAUGUGGCGAUCGACGAUUUCUCGCUCAGUCCGGAGUGUUUCGGUUUGAAUAUACCGGCGGAACAUCUGCACGGGUACAACUAUUGGGAUCCACGGAUAGGGGGCGCAAAGCAGCCGCACAAAGAUUUCGUUGGAAAGUCCUUCCUGGAACUCAAUACCUGCGGGGCGAAGGGUCAGCAAGGUCCAACACCGGCCGACUGUCUGUCGUCCUACAACAAUACGGAAGCGUUCAGUGCGGUGCACGUUAUCGAUAGCCAUCCAUUCAAGGGAAUCCAGGCGUGGAAAGUACCCAACGAGGGUUACUACACGAUUAUUGCAAAGGGUGCUGGAGGUGGGCUUGGAUCCGGUGGAGUUGGUUCAUCCCGCGGUGCGAUGGUUCUGAGUGUCCUGGAGCUGCACAAGGACGAGGAAAUAUACAUCCUGGUAGGACAGAGUGGAGAGCACGCGUGCAUCAAAUCGAUGGGCUUUCGCGACGAGUCCUGUGAGAUGAGGAACAAGCAGCUCAACAUGGACACGUGGAUGCACUCGAAGACGCAGCAGGUGAAGAACACGAUCAUCGAGGAGGGCGCUGGUGGAGGUGGCGGUGGGACAUAUGUGUUUCUGUUGAACUCAGCAAACACAGCUGUCCCACUGCUAGUGGCCGGUGGAGGUGGUGGACUCGGUGUCGGACGAUAUCUGGACGAUGAUAUCCAGCACGGGAAAAAGUAUCUCUCGUUCAAGAAGGACGUCUCCGGCACGGCACACGGGGAAUCCACUCGACAAGCAGGCCCAGGAGGCGGUUGGCGUGCUCAGGCCGAUAUGGGACUCGAUCCACACUACGGAGCAUCGUUGCUGGAAGGUGGCCGAGGUGGACUACCCUGCUAUACGCCGCGAGGAACGCAUGGCCAGGGUGGGUUCGGAGGUGGCGGUGGAGGAUGUGAUACUGGAGGAGGCGGUGGUGGAUACUCCGGUGGAGAUACGAUGAUCAACUCCACCAACGGUGAAGGCGGAUCGUCCUUUAUGGCAUCCAAACGCAACGUACCGGAAUUGUCGAUGGAGUUUACCGGAGCCAACGGUGGCCACGGAGCGGUACUGAUCAUUCCCGCCAUACAGGGCUGUGGGUGUGAUUACCGAUGUGUUGCGUUGGACGAGUACCGGGCAACGGUGGGAUGCAUCUGCCCCGAUGGAUGGACGCUCAAGCCGGAUAACUACACGGCGUGUGAAUCUUCCACCUUCAUUCCAGUGCCGACGGAAACGGUGGAGAUGAAGUACCUUAUAAUGUUCUUUGUCGUCGUCGUGCUCGUACUCUGUGCCGCACUGGCCAGUCUUAUACUGAUACUUUAUAAUCGUUACCAAAGAAAGCGUCAGGCGGCUCUGCGGCAUAAGAUGCUGCUGGAGCAGGACCUGCAGCUAAGCCGGCUGCGCAGUACGGCCGACGAUUCGGCACUGACCAACUUCAAUCCGAACUAUGGUUGUGAUGGCAUCCUGAACGGGAAUGUGGAUGUGAAGAGUCUGCCACAGGUAGCUCGUGAAAGUUUGCGCUUGGUGAAAGCUCUUGGGCAAGGGGCUUUCGGUGAGGUGUACCAAGGUCUCUACCGUCAUCGCGAUGGUGACGCAGUGGAGAUGCCCGUAGCGGUGAAAACGUUGCCCGAAAUGUCGACCGGCCAGGCAGAGUCCGAUUUCCUGAUGGAGGCGGCCAUUAUGGCAAAGUUCAACCAUCCGAACAUUGUGCAUCUGAUAGGUGUCUGCUUCGAUCGCCAUCCAAGAUUCAUUGUGCUCGAACUUUUGGCUGGAGGUGAUCUGAAAAACUUCCUUCGGGAAGGUCGUAAUAAGCCGGAACGUCCGUCACCGCUCACGAUGAAAGAUCUAAUCUUCUGUGCGCUGGACGUCGCCAAGGGCUGCCGGUACAUGGAGAGCAAGCGUUUCAUCCACCGUGACAUAGCCGCCCGGAACUGUCUGCUCAGCAGCAAAGGUCCUGGUCGGGUGGUGAAGAUAGCUGACUUUGGUAUGGCACGUGACAUUUACCGCUCGGACUACUACCGCAAGGGCGGUAAAGCGAUGCUCCCGAUCAAGUGGAUGCCUCCGGAAGCGUUCCUGGACGGUAUCUUCACCUCCAAGACAGACGUCUGGUCGUUUGGCGUGUUGCUGUGGGAAGUGUUCAGCCUUGGUCUGAUGCCGUACACCGGUUUGCCCAACCGGGAUGUGAUGCAGCUGGUAACGGGCGGCGGAAGACUUGAUGCUCCGCAAGGUUGCCCGAUGGCCGUGUACCGUAUCAUGGCCGACUGUUGGAAUCCAACGCCGGAGGAACGUCCGUCGUUCUCGAACCUGCUCGAACGGCUAACGACGUGUACGCAGGAUCCGGAAGUGAUGAAUGCCCCAUUGCCGAGCUUUUUCCGACCACCGUCAAAUGAGCGCGAUACGACGAUAAUGCGUCCACCCGGAAACGAUGACUUCUGUCUGCAGGUGCCCAACUCCUCCGACUAUCUGAUACCACUCCCCGGUCCCCGGUCCGUUGCGGAACGUUUGCUGAGCGAAGCGACCGGCGUCACUAUUCCGGACACGCUGAUGACCUGUACGCCACCGAAGAACGCCUCUCCGCGCAUCGUUAACGGACAUACGGUGGUGGUGUCGAACGCACUGGUCGGACAUGGUGCUCCACAGCAGCAACCACUGACAACCGUCACCGAUGGCGCCUGCUGGGAAACGUCCUUCAUACGCAAACACCCGGGACAGGCUUGUCCGGCCGGUGUUCCCCUUCCACCUCCGCCCGUACUUGAUCCGGCCGAAGCAGUCCUUCCACCGAACGGUCCUACGAUGAUACCACCGGUACCGGAUGUAGCUGAUAAGCUGAUUUCCCUCGACACUCCGCAACAAACCCCGACCGCCAUACAACCGCCCAUCUCGUUCAGCAAUCCAAUCAGUGAGCUUGGCGACGGGCCAUCGCCUGGCCAAACGAAUGGUGGAUCGAUGACGAACGGGAACGGUCACAGCCACGGGCCGGCGAUGGUUGAGUCUCCGAUAGAAACGGCGAAGCUGCUCAGUAGUAUACCGCCACCGAUAACGCUCGACCCGGCGGCACUCAGCAUGCAGCAGAACCAUGUGGUCGGUACGUCCUAUGCGAACAUCCGCAUGAUGAGCAACGCGAACGGGAAUGGAUCGAACCACAGCCAUGGCAACCACAACAACAACAACAACAACCAUGGCGAUCAUGGAGUCAUUGUGGAUAAGCUCAGCGGUACCGGUGGGAUGGUGAUGACAACCAUACCGGGAUACAGCAACGGACCGACGGGUAAUGGUGGCAUCAACGGUGGUACUGGUGGUGGCAAUGGUGGCAAUCACAACGCCAACGGUCACCACGGACAUGGGCACGGUGGUAGCAAUGGUGGUGGUAAUGGUGGAGGCGAUAAAGGAUCGGUCGGUGGCGGUCAGGAUCCUUCCCGACAGGCGGCACCAUUUACGAUCCAAACGUUCAGUGAGCGUUACAUCAGCCCGGAAAACCAUUCCGAGAUUAGCUGUUAAAGGCUGUUCCGGCGCGAUGUAGGAACUCGCUUGUUUUGCUGAGGGAAACACAUAAUUUCUACAACAGUAACAAAACACACACACACACAUACACACACCUAUAUAAAGUAUCAUUGGUGGACAUUCAUUGGCCACUAAUUUGAAGAAGUAUUUCGUAACGAAAAUCAAUAUAAAUAUAUAUAUAUAUACAUAUGUACUACUAUAUUAAAGAAAUGGGUAACAAAAAACACACACACACACAACUCACAAACACAUACAAAUUAUGCAUUAUUUGUACAUAUACAUAUGUGCGUAAUACAAUAGAAACGCACAGUUGAUAGAAAGGAGGACGGAGGAGAGAAAAAUAAGAAAACAAGAUUAGAAUAUAUUUAUAAAAAACAAAAGUCACAGAUAGAAGGGCAGACAUCGAAGGUGUCAGCAAGAAAUAUUCAAUGUUACACAACACUUGGUUUUCUUUGUCCAUAUUAGUCCACCGAGUGGAACAAAAAAUGGUUAAACCAAAACAAACCAAACCCAAAUACCGUAAGGAAGAGCCAAUGGGAGCUAGUAAAUGUCUAAAGGUGGCAGCACACGUAUGUGCGUGUGUGUGUGUGCGAAUGGGUGGUUGUGUAGGAUUAAAUAAAGCAACAAGCUUACACGCAUAACACAACAUCCACGUCGAAACCCUGAAGCAUCAUAAUGUAAACGUAUUGACGGUAGGAAGUGUCAAAAUGAAAGCUCGAUUAAGUACCAAGCUACUAAGCUGCACGUUUCGUUGCGCUACUACAGUGUUGCUCGGGACGUAUGACACUUGUUGGCAUGUUUUAAACAGUAAGCGAUUUUAUUUGCUAUAACAAUCUCAGUAAUCUACGACUAAUGGUUGUUAUGGUUCGAACCGAGUACAUUGUUUUAAACAUGGCAACACGCGGUUUUAUGACCUGGCGAUCGUAGUAACGCACACUUAAACACUUGAUUGAGAGAAAAAAACGGGUUUUUUGACAGAUCGAGCGUCUACCGAGGGUCAAAAAUUUGUAGAGAUUUUGUUAAACAAAUAAAAAAGGGAAGGAAAAUUGGCUAUGGGAGAAGUGUUGGUAGAUACAUCUCGCCACAUUAGCUAGGGACGAGCUUAUCCCGUGUUUUAACAACGACUAAUUCACACCAAGAAGAAGGACACUUGUGGAAGGAGAAAAACUGAAAAACCCCACUGGGUGUACUCCAAUUCCUUUACUGUUUUUUUUUUGUACCAAAUCCGGUAAACUAUUUGUUGGCAUUUUUCGUAAGCAUUUUAAAGUUGAGUUUCGCUACUUGCCACCUUCCCUAACGCGUGGUUUUUCUUUAGCAAAACAGAUCUCCUUCCUUUGCUUUAUUAAGCUAGUAGAAAUUAAAUAUGCUAAGUAGCUGAUUAAACAAACAAUCGAAAAUUUAAACCGACUUGCUCAAAACGGUUUUGUUUCUCGUGUAAUGCAAAAGAAAACCAAAACAAAAAGGCCUAACGUGGCUCGAAAUUGUUACGUUUGCCGACAGUCGAGGGUUGUGAUCAGUUAGCAGCAGAGAACCAAAUUAAGCGAUUUUGUGUUUGUGCGUAAGAAAUUAAUCCAUGUUAAGAUUGUUACGUCUGGAUCUGUGUUUUCGUGAACGGUUUCGGGCGUUGUCGCGGUGUAGCAGGUAGGACAGUUGUGUCGACAUUUGUUUUGUGUGAGCAGGGUAUUGUUAAUUCUAUUUGAAAUGAUUAAAAUUAUCCCUAGCGUUUUUUGGAUAAUAAACCCAUCACGAGAAACUGGUUAGUGAGAAUGUAGAAGCAAAAUAAGAAAAAAAUGGGGCGAAAACAAUAGGAUGAGAUGAGGCUUUGAGUUGAGGUGAAUGUAGGAGAAAAAAAUAAUUCUCCAGGACGCCAUGGUUGUUUUUUUUUGUUCAUCGAAAUAUUCGAAUGUGUCCCUGUUUUGAGGACAAAAUGGCGCCCAUGCAGACUUCAUACUACCACCAUCGUAUUGGUGCACUAAGCUGAAGUGUCAAACAACUGUCAGAUUUAAUUUCUUUUUUUGUUUGGCUAGAAAAGUAAGUAAAAAAAACCCCAAACACAACAUUACAAUAUACGCUAGCCAGUACAGAUGACUAGCAAAACGGAAAUGAAUUCUCUGAUGCCAAAAUUAGCAAAACAUUGCAUGUGCUCACAGGCCGAGCUCAACAACAAAACCGAGCUCAACAGUAAACAAACAGCAAAGCAAAAACAAAAAUGAACAUAACAAGUAGAAAUGUCCAAGUUAGGACAAGGGACGAAGAGAAAGAAGAAAAUAGAAGAAAACCUAAACUAAAUGGUAACCUUUGUACACACGAAGAAACGUUGCAGAUUAAUUUUGAUAGAAUUGUACAGGAUAAUCAGUUUGUAAAGUCGUGUCAUCCCGCCAUUACCGGAUACCGGAUAGUGUAUGCCGACUUAGUAGGACGUUGCGUCCCGAGAAAAGGGAGGGCAGGGGAGACAGUUAAAUAAAUAAAAGUAAAGCAUAAACAAAACAAAACACACACACAUACACACACACAGCUAUUAAAAUAGAAUAUGAAAAGAAGGAGAGAGAGAGAGAGCGAUGCAUUAUGUGUGAAUGAGACAUGUUUUUUAAUGUAUACAACAGAUAAGUCUACUACUACCGAUGAUUGAGGUGUUCGAUAAUGCUUCGAUCAAGGAAGGAUAAACCCUUUGCCCUUUCGGGAUUGUGCGUGUGCAUGUGCAUGUGUGUGUGUAUAAGUGCGUGUUAAGUGUUAUUAAGUGGCUCAAGAUAGGCAAGAAGAGAUAUUGAGGAACCAGAGAGAGAGAGAGAGAGCGGAUAGGACAGGAAUGAAAUAUUAAAUGAAUAUUAACAUUAAUGGCACUACCUGCAGGAUCAAUGAAGUAAGGCAGAACUUCCCCGCAGAAAAAUAUGGAUGUAAAUUGUGAGUGUUACUAAAUACUUUGUACUGUGUCCCGGUCCCCCUGCCAGUGUUCCCAUCCUCCCCAUUCCCCUGUUCCAAGUUGAACCUCUCAGAAAGGGAGGACGCGCCUGUCUUCUUGUGAAAAUGCUUCAGAAUUGGAAAGCCGCUUUUUUCGUACUCCGUAAAGCAGGACUAGUGGUGGCAUUAGGCCAAUAAAGCAAGUGACACUUACACACACACAUAUAUAUAAUCGAACACUAUAUACACCGUGCUCUUUGAACACGCGAUUGGUUAAUUUUAAUUUCGCCAAAAGAAAUAUUUACUUUUCAAUUCUGUUCUUCGUAGUAGCAAACGAGGUAAAUUAGGCAAAAAAAUAAAAGGUACACCCAUACAGCAUGGCACAUUGUGUAUGUGUGGCCUUUCUUCCCAGCCUGUGGUCCUUCUGAAGGAAACAGCGACCAGCGAGAUGAUGAUGGCGAAGCGAGUGUGACAUUUUGAUCAUUUUAGUAGUCCAAACAGCGAACUGAUUGCAGCCGUGAUUUGUUAAGGAUAAAACACACACACACACAACCAAAUGAAAAAAAAUGGCAAAAGAAAAAAAUGCUAUUGCAAAGUGUUUGGAAACUUUGAAGAAAGUAUAAAUAUAUAUAUUAUACACAAACACAAAUACACACACACACAGAAGAAACAAAAGAAAGAGAGAGAAAAAACCGUGAAAGUAAACUUUUAUUUAUUUUUAUAUAUUAGAAGAAGAUAUAAAAAAAACCAAUACGGGCCAGAAAACGAUGGGAGAACAUGUAAUGUAUCUCUCUCAAGUAAUUUAGAUGAAACAAAAUUAAUGAAAAAUGGAAGUUGUGAGCUGAAAGAGGAAAAACAUGGAACAAAACUUGUCCCAGACAAAACAAAACACAAAACUUGAAAAAGGGAAAGAAAAUCGAAGAAAAAACAAAAGCAAACAACAUAUAGCCAAACAAAACCCAGACAACACUAACAAGGUAUCCUAACGAUAGAGCCAUCGGGCGCCAUUGAGAAUUGAGUAGAUAAAACAUACACAGAGACAGAGGAUGAAUGAGAGCGAAAACGAAACCAGAGUUAAGAUGUAAGUGAACCGUAAUGAUACUAACCUGUUCGUGUAAGCUAACCAAACAAACAAACCGAUAAAUGGAAGUGUGUAAAAGAACAGAUAGGAAUACAAUAGGAGAAAGUUUAAAACAAAACAAGAAAAAAGGAAAACAAACAACAGCAAAACAAAACUAUAUAUAUAUACACAUAAAUAAAACAAGUGUAAGUGAUGUAGGAAGAAUGGAAGGAAGGGUGACAGAAAACAUGACAAGAACACGGAUCCAAGUGGAAGGUGAAACAUGCUUUAAUGACCUAUGUGUACAUAUAAUGAUUUAGUGGAACAUUGUAAAAGAAACACAAAAACACACACACACACCCAAAAACAAUACACACACACACACACACACGAAAACAAUACAUAAGACAGAAAAAGAAAAGGACGCUUAGCAAGACAUAAGGUAAGGAAGACGUAAAGCAGUUGCCGUGUCGUGCUAGGCUUUCGUUUUCUAGGACGUGACCGUGCCCCGUUGUAGUGAAUACAAAAGCAAAAAUAUACCGUCUAAAUAAAACGUAUGUAAACUAAAACAAAACACAAGCAAAAACAACAAGUGAAAAAAAACCACACACACACACAUACAAACCCUAAUACAUGUUACAGUUGCAGUGGGAAAACAAACAGAACAACAGCAACAAAAAAGCACGAUAAGGAAAAAUAGGAAAAAAAACAAAAGAAGAAAACAGAACACAUAAACGGGGGUAACAGAAAUAUUAAUGUUAUUUAUUUAUUGAUAUUUAUGUAAAAAAAAAGAAAAGUAAAAAAAUGAAGAAAAAAAAACAACAACCAAAAGGAAACGCAACGCAAACAUAACUAAAAGACAACAACACACAAACACACCUACCAUUACUGAUAGGAAAACUGACUGAGUGUCGCGGUUGAAGAAGAGCACAGUGUGGAGGGGGGGGGGGGAUGAUAAAGGGAUGGAUUAAAGAGACAAAAACAAACAACACAUGAUGGAAAAAAAGAAGAAAAAAAAGAUACACAAAAGCACACACUGUUAAUACUAAACAAAAGCGCAGGAAUUGUGAAGGAAGGAUAAGGAAUGAAAAUUACCACACUACAGACACUCGCAUACUAACACUAACCGAUACCAACACCAGCUAACAGGUCGUAUAUACAUUAUGCCGAAACCACACCCCCGCCCCCAAACAUCCCCCAUCAUCCACACAUCGAGAAAAGGACACGCUCACCACAACAAAAGAGAGAAAUGUGGCGAGAAAGAAUGUUGUAUAAGGAAUCUUAUCAUAAACUGACUAAUAAACAAAUAAUGACAAAACAAACGAUGAAUGUAAA
Messenger RNA from Anopheles stephensi (Asian malaria mosquito), 13715 nucleotides. It is a transcript of the gene Alk, whose product is annotated as ALK tyrosine kinase receptor. Gene Ontology annotation, molecular function: transmembrane receptor protein tyrosine kinase activity; ATP binding; protein binding. Gene Ontology annotation, biological process: protein phosphorylation; regulation of neuron differentiation; multicellular organism development. The transcript is spliced from 14 exons. Gene Ontology annotation, cellular component: signaling receptor complex; membrane. Lineage: Eukaryota; Metazoa; Arthropoda; Insecta; Diptera; Culicidae. The coding region runs from base 2579 to 8419 and encodes 1946 amino acids. The record is from RefSeq and is a predicted model, not a curated record.